AUGAGCGGUAGCGCUAACAUUCCACGCUCGGCGCUUUCACCUGUUUCUGUAGCCGGCAGCGAUUGGUCUGGGAUAUCGGGAUACCAGAAAAGAACCUCUGAUCAACUCUACGGAGGACCACCACCUCGCAGCGGUUCGCUUACAAACGGCGACGGUAUGGGGCCCCCUGGGCAGCGCCAGGAUGUCUCCCCACCAUCAUCGAUAGCUCGAUCUUCGGACGGAACUGGCUUAUACCCUCAGAGUGAUGCCUCGUCUCUCAGGGAUAUCAUUAAGGAGGAGGAAGUCGCCGCUCACCAUACCGCCCUGAGGAAACUUUUACAACCCUAUCUAUCGCAUCCCGGCAAUUCUCGACCUAACAGGGCCCGUGACAAGCUUCUUCGGCUAAGCGUGGUGCAAUUCCAGGAGCUCAGUACUGAUGUCUACGAUGAACUUCAACGGCGGGAAGGGGUGGACGCGAGUUCUGGGCCUAACGACAGACCCCCACCAUACUUGCUAUCGCAGGAUAGGCUCCAUCCGAAGAGAAACCAGGCUCGGCAGAAGCUCAGCACGCUCCCUGCUACAAGGUUCCGGGAUUUAGCUACGGACGUGUUCUUUGAGCUGGAGAAUAGAUAUCCGAAAUUUGCUACGGAGCUUACAAGGGAGAGGAGCCCCACAAACAGUGUGGAUGGCAGAAGAAUGGCGCCUCCGGGAAGGCUUGGGAGCCCUGGUCCUGGAAGAGUUGGGAGCCCUGGCCCUCCGGGAAGGAUGGGAUCGCCAGGUCCUGGUCAGAUGCGUGGGCCUCCGGGAAGCGCUCCCGGGCCUUACGGACCGGGUCCGAAUGGCAUGCCUAGAAUGGGACCGGGUGGACCUCCUCGAAAUGGCCCACCAGGUGGGUUGGGGCGUCCCGGGAUGGAGGGGGGAGGCUCGCCCAAUAGAGGAGAUGCUACUCAAUCCUUUGGAAGACCACUGCCCAAGACAUUUCAAUCCGGUACUGUUAUUCCGAAUAAGAGCACUAUAGUUGAGGAUGAGGAUGACGAUGAUGACGAUGAAGGGGGUGCCUUCGGAUUGGAAGAUCCAGGUCGUAAACCUAAUGGAAAUAGGAGCGGACCGGCUAGUCCGGGGGUCCGCAGAGACAGUAGUAGAAGUAUUGGUAGUAUGAGUAGUGUGGCUAAUGGUGGAAGUAGCGAAGUAUGUUUAUCCUCACGGGUGUUACGGAAUAUAGGACUAAUUAUAAUUCUUAUUGCUCAGGUUGACAAAAAACUUAUCGCCGAGUAUCAAGGAAAGGUUGAAAUGCUUCAUGAUAAGGUUGUAGGACUCGAGGCUAGCUUGGAAGAUAAAGAUCAGGAAAUCGCUAGGGUAAAGGAUGAAGGGAAGCGGAGGGAGGUUGUGAGUUAUCCUUGAAUAUUGAGUACUGCAGUAGAAUUGGGUUUGACGAUGGGAAACAGGAUCAUGAUCGGGACCGGCAGGAAUGGGAAAAACUUAAACACGACCUCGAGGGGAAACUCGCAACUGCCGAGAAGCUUAAUCAGGAUAUCCAGAACGAACUUUCGAGUGUCAAGGCUGAUAGAUCCGCCAAUCGGGGGAGUUUGAAGGAUCAAUCGAGUGAUUCGCAGCAAACCGUUGACAUUGCUUCGGAUCGAAGGUAUGAAGACUUGCUGAAACAGCACGAAGGGCUAAAGGCGGAACUGCGGGAGCAGGAAGAGGUAUUUGGUACUUGGCAUGUGUAUUGGACUGUGGUGCUGAUGGAUUUUUAUAGGUCACUGAAGAAGUUCGUCGCGAGGCUAUGGAAUUCUUGAGCCAGAUGAAGUCGAUUUCGGAACGAGCGGAUCACUCUUUCGAACGGGAAGAGAGAUUGACCUCGGAAAUUGAAAAACUUCAGAACGAGAUUAAAGAAUGGAAGGCUCGAUACGCCCGCACUAAGGCUACUCUAAGAAGUCUUAGAACAUCGUCCAUGGGGCUGACCUUGCAAUCACCAACCUCCCUCAUUUCUAAGGAGGGGGGCCUCUCGGAUCCUAACGGCCUCGUAAAGGAUGUUCACGUCACCAAGUUCCAGAUCUCGAUUGAUGAGCUUCUGCGAACCGCUAGAGGUGUCAACUAUUCGCAAACAUUGGAGUAUGUUAAGGCUGUGGUCAUGGCAACUAGGUCAAUUACUGAGGAUAUCGACGAAUCCAAGGCCCAUAAUGACGAUAGGCUCAAGCUGAAGUCUAGGGUUUCGGCCACCGCAAAUAACUUGACCACUGCAGCUAAGAAUCAUGCAACUGGCGGAGGAUUGUCACCUGUAUCCUUGGUUGAUGCUGCGGCAAGUCACUUGACUGCGAGCAUUGUGGAGUUGAUUAAGAUUGUUAAGAUCCGGCCUACGCUGCAGGGUGACUUGGAAGAUGAUGGAGAAGAUUUGAUCAUUUCCCCUGCCUCGGCAUAUGGGGUAAACCGUGUGGGUAGUGUCGGAGCGGUAGCUCAAAAGACGAAUGGGGCUUCGAAGGGACAAUCGGGUUCCAGACUUAGCGGAGAUAGUGUCUAUAGUUCUCCAGAGCACUCACGAGAUAGAAGUAGAAACGGAUCCUUGGGGGGGAAGGAGCAGUGGGGAUCUCAACCGAGCUCAGCUCGAUCCCCAGCUUUUGCAGGCGGAGCCGUGGGGAGCAACUUCGAGGAGCUUAGGGUGGGUUCUGGUUCCUUUCCUCUUCCCCCUACCUUCACUGCGUGGCGCUGAUUACUUCUGUAUUUAAUUUGUAAUAGAUACUCCUGGAGACUCAAAUGGUGGGGAUUGUAGAAUCGAUUCAGUCGCUGCUUACAUCAAUUAGGGCUGGUGCCGAUAUGCAAACCCUAAGAGAGCACGUGGACAAUAUUGCUCCUGUUGUAUGGAAGGUGCUACAAAGCACGGAGAAUUCCAUGCAGCAGCCCGGCAAUGAGGCGUUGAUGGACCGUGGAGGCUGGAUUGUGGCGAAUUUGAGCAAGUGUCUCCAGAGCAUGGCCGAGAUGUCGAAUGAGGGGGAGCCAAUCGACGGCGCGGCGGACAAGGAAUUCAAGGGGCGUUUAGCAUCCCUGGCAUUUGAUUUGGUUAGGGAAACCAAGGUUUGCUUUUUCCCACCCUUGACAAAUUUUCCCUUUUAUUUCGCGUGAGGCUGACAUGGUUACUCAGGACCUUGUUCGAACCGUUGAGGAUAUCGACAGCAAGCGUCAGAUUAUGGGCGACGAUAGCUUGCGUUGAUGGCGAUGAUGUCGGUGUUUACUAUCCUCUUUUUUUUUCCCUUGCCACUUUACUGUGCAGUGUACGUGUAUGGUGCUUUUUGUUACCAGAUUAUGUUCUUGUUAUUUCUUAUCUGCAUCAUCUGUGGGGUCAUAAUAUCCUUGCAGUAUUUUUUUCCUUUUUAUUUCCAAUUUUUUUCAUUUCCAUUUUUGACGCCAAUAGAGGCUAUGAGAUGGAUGGUUGGGUGGAGUAUAAAGGGAGUAUGAGUACAUAACUAUAGUAAGGUCUUUUUCCUUCAUGUAAUUUUGUGAUUGCGUGUUGGUCGUCCAUUCCUUCGUUUCUUGAAGAGGAGUUUGGGAUUUAUCCUUUUUUAGUUUAUUUUUCUUUGUUGAAUCAAAAGCACUGGAUAAUACGAUAUCCGGUCUAUAUUCUGGGGCCUUUUUUAUUUUAUUUUAUUUGUUAUUGCAAUUAGAAUUGAGUGAAUUAGU
Tuber aestivum (summer truffle) is the source of this 3651-nucleotide messenger RNA. NCBI's taxonomy places the organism in Eukaryota, Fungi, Ascomycota, Pezizomycetes, Pezizales, Tuberaceae. The record is from the annotation of a GenBank genome assembly.